AUGGGAAAACUGUCAAAACUAGGCCUAUUCUGCUUUUGUCUUUGUGUGACAAUAGUCUUAAUAAUAGCUGGAUUAGUUGGCUGGACUGUGUAUUGGUUCACCCACAAGCAGUUUACGCUAAAUGGAUUUAGCUUAGUUCGAAGAGAGCAAAGUGCUGCUGUCAGUGGAAUGUUCUACUGUGAUGAAAAGCCGGCCAGUGGGGUGGUAAGUCAAACUUUCAAGUUUUAAAGCACUAGUCCAGAGUCUUAGCCCAGAGCUCUAGCCCAGAGACUUAGUUCAGAGCCCUAGCCCAAAGCCCUAGCCGAGAGCCCUGGCCCAGGGCCCUAGCCCAGAGACUUAGUUCAGAGCCCUAGCCCAAAGCCCUAGCCCAAAGCCCUAGCUCAAAGCCCUAGCCCAGAGACUUAGUUCAGAGCCCUAGCCCAAAGCCCUAGCCCUAGCUCUUGCUCCAACAUUAGUUUUAGCUCUAUCUUGAGCUAUACCUUUAACCCGGGCAUUAGCUUAAUAUUAAUCUAGUCUCUACCAUAGCCUGGACUUAAUUUGUAAACAUUUUUACUAUUUUUUAAGCCUAGCCCUAUCAUAGUCUUAUCUUAACAUGCCUUUGGUUUCAUUUUUAAAAUUUACAGAAAGUGAAGUUAUUCGACAGCGAUCGUCUGGGAGUGGAUGACUUAAUGGACGAGGCUUUUACGAACCUUACCGGUCAAUUCUACUUGACGGGUCACACCAAAGAGUUUAGUGCUAUUGAACCUAAACUUAACAUGUAAGUUUUGUCAUAGGUACCGACACAAAGAACCCACCAUUUUUUACACGAAAUUAGUGGAAAAGCAUGGCGGGUUCUUUAUGUCGGCGCCUAAUACAUAUUCAAAAACGUUUUUGUGGUAGAAUAGGGUAGGGCUGGGUAAGACAGAUUGGGGUAAGGGUAAAAAAUUGUUUCCCACCUUUUUUAAAUUAGCAAAAGCUUUCGUAUUUUACAAAAAAUUUGUGUUUUUGAUAACUUAAUCAGUUUAAAAAAAGGUUUUUUGGAAGUAAGACGUUAUCAAUUGUAAUUGUACGUCAAAAACAUUCUGAUGAAAUCUUAUCUGCUUUCAUCAUGUUAUAGCAACAAAUUAUAAACAUGAUCUGUACUUUCUAGCAUGUACUUGAGAUGCCAGAAGGAAAAAAUCUUUAAAAAUAACAAAUUAAAAUUUUAAAUUUUAAAAAACUUAAAAUUAAAAAUUUGUGAUUUUAAAGGAAGUUCUUGCCAUUAUUAUGUUUUGUAAAAAAAGUUCUUGCAAUUGUUUAUUUUGUAAAGAAAGUUCUUGCCAUUUUUUAUUUUGUAAACGAAUUUUUUGCCACUUUUUAGAUUGUAAAGAAAGUUCCUGCCAUUUUUUGUCUUGUAAAGAAAGUUCUUUCCACUAUUUUGAUUUGUAAAGAAAGUUCCUGCCAUUUUUUGUCUUGUAAAGAAAGUUCUUGCCACUAUUUUGAUUUGUAAAGAAAGUUCCUGCCAUUUUUUGACUUGUAAAUAAAGUUCUUGCCAUUUUUUGUUCUGUAAAGAAAGUUCUUGUCAUUUUGGGUUUUUUAAAGAAAGUUCCUGCCAUUUUUUGACUUGUAAAUAAAGUUCUUGCCCUUUCGGGUUUUGUAAACAAAGUGUCUGCCAUUUUUUAGAUUGUAAAGAAAGUUCUUGUCAUUUUGGGUUUUGUAAAGAAAGUUAUUGCAAUUUUUUGUUUUGUAAAGAAAGUUCUUGCCAUUGUUUGUUCUGUAAAGAAAGUUCUUGUCAUUUUGGGUUUUUUUAAAGAAAGUUCUUGCUAUUUUUUGGUUUGUAAAGAAAGUUCCUGCCACUAUUUUGAUUUGUAAAGAAAGUUCCUGCCAUUUUUUAUUUUGUAAAGAAAGUUCUUGUCAUUUUUUGUCUUGUAAAGAAAGUUCAUGACAUUUUGGGUUUCGUAAAGGAAGUUAUUGCUAUUUUAUGUCCUGUAAAGAAAGUUUUGUCAAUUUAAAAAAUUUUUUUUUUAAAACUUUUGUGGAUAACGGACGUUUGUUCAAAAAUCCAAAUUUUCAGUUAUCAUCGCUGCGGACGUCGAUUCGGUAUCUGUAAGCAAAAGAUCACAAUUCAUAUACCAGAUGACUUUAUCUGUAAUGGGGACACAUGUAAUAAUGUGUUUGACAUCGGCACGCUGAACCUAAAUGCCAAGUACAGUGGUCAGAAGAGGGAUUGCAUCAACUAG
Molecule: messenger RNA, 2198 nt
Organism: Bursaphelenchus okinawaensis
Lineage: Eukaryota; Metazoa; Nematoda; Chromadorea; Rhabditida; Aphelenchoididae
Source: the annotation of a GenBank genome assembly